UAUAUAAGACCCGACACUGUCUCCCCAAAUCACACACGUUCCACAAGUUUCCAAGAAACCAGGAAAGAUGAAGUUGCUCAUUGCUCUCGCCGCCGUCGCAGCCGUGGUCGCAGCCAGACCCGGGUACUCUAGCUACGAUUCAGCCCUCAGCUACGACGGACACGGCGCAGGGUACGCCGGCUAUCACGGCCCUGCUGCACCCCUCGCUCACGAUGGACGGGUCGUCGAGACACCCGAGGUCGCUCACGCUAAGGCUGCUCACCUCGCCGCUCACGCUGAGGCCGCCGCCAAGGCGUCCUGGGGCGCGCCGGCCGACGAAGACGACUACGGUCACUCCGGUCACCUAGUCGGCUACGCCACCCCCGCCGCUUACGGUGAGCACUCGGCUCACGCUGGGCACGGAUACCACGGUCCCCCCGCCCCCCUCGACCACAAGGGUCGCGUCAUUGACACCCCCGACGUCGCUCACUUGAAGGCCGCUCACCUGGCCGCUCACGCCGAGGCUCUGGCCAACGCUCACCACAGCGGAGGCUACGAGGGCGAAGGCUAUUACGGCGGCUCUGCAGAGCACGGCUUCGCAGCUGGUGCGGGUCACGCGGGUCACGCGUAUCACGGACCUCCCGCCCCCCUUGCUCACGACGGCAGAGUCGUUGACACCCCCGAAGUUGCUCACGCCAAGGCCGCUCACUUGGCCGCUCACGCUGCAGCCAGCGACGCGCAUGGACAUGGCUACUACCACGGCUACGCGCCGGUACCCGCUGCCUACAACAAGUGGUUCGUGCAACCGUUAUUUACAAUCAAUGAAGCCAUUUCAUUCCCACAAUUGAACUUAUUCCGUGCCGGGAAACAAGCAAUCAACGCAAUGCAAAACAGUAUUCAUAUAGACCUGAAAUACCUCAGUGCAGUUCAAGGAUCAUAUCCUAGUGUACAUGGACAUGUAUACACAUGGGGCACGUAUAUUCCACCAGAUAUGCGAACAACCACUCGCUGCAAGACACAAAGAAAACCGUCGUCAUUUUGUCAAAUCGGGAAUGCCUUCGAUUGCCCUGAUGGAAUUAAUUACGAGGACAUCGUUCUUCCUCUUCCGCGUUGGAUCGUGAAGGACGAAACAUCCAUUCUUUACUCCCCUAAUGCCAAGACAGCCAAGGACGCGUAUAAAGAGAAUACCUGCACAGCAUCCCUAGCAAAACCGAGAGUGUUGGCACAAAAUCUUCGAUUUCACGGGAGUUGGCAUGUGCCGGGUGACCUCGGUCUCUGGCACCCGGAUCCCGGGAACGACACAUGCACACAUUAUGGGGAGGUGCUAUCGGCAAUCAGGAGCAAAUUACAGAAGCCGACGAGAGGCGGAGUGACAAUGAUAGUAUGCCGUGUGUAUUCAGCACAGUGGCUGCUGCUGUUGCUGCUGUCAUGCGGAAACAUUCGACGGCCUUGGCGGUCAAAUGAUGUAAAAGUAAACCGUCAAUCGGGAUAUCGGCAAGUGGGGAAGCAGCACGCCCAAACGAUGCAAAAAGAAUGCAUUGAAUUUCCUAGUAAUAAACAUUCCCGUAGAAAACUUGGAUUAGAUGUAAUUAGCACGUGGCGCUUCGAUGAACGGCACUGUUUUCACCGUAUAGAUCCAAUAAAAGGCAUCAGAGUCGAGGGUUCCGCGGUCAUGCGUGUAACACAUUUUUCCAAACACAAUUUGGAUGAUGUUAAUUUUGUUAUCUGGGCAGAUAAACGUCACGCGUUUAGUAUAAAUGGUACAAUAGAUUCAGCCAACAUAUCAAACCGUGACGCCGAUCCUACCAUCCAUCCAAAAAGAACAUUCAUGAAUCGUGAAUUUAGUUACAUUAUGAGGUUUCCAGAUCUCCAGCUUCUCGAGGAACAAUUGAGAGACAUACCGAACUCGCACCUCGUCAUCUAUCUCUCGAAUCGCGCGUAUGUACAUAAAGGCUCUCCGAGGCGAGAGCGAGGGGUUCGGGGGCCCGAGGACCCUCAAUGUAAUGUCAAUGCCAUAAUAUUAUGUGUAACAUUAGAACGGGGCGGGGUUCCAGGUCGAGUACUGGAUAACCAGCAGCGCUUCAACCUAAGAAACAUGAAGGUCUUCAUCGUCUUGUCCGCUCUCGCCGCUCUGGCCGCCGCCUCCCCAUCGGCAAUCGUGCCCUACGGCUACCACGCGGGAGCCCCUCUGGGUCACGAUGGUCGCGUAGUCGACACCCCUGAGGUAGCUCACGCCAAGGCUGCCCACCUCGCCGCCCACGCUCACGAAGCCGCCAAGACCGCCGGAUACGGACAUGGAGUCCACGGAUGGGCCGCCCCUGUCGCUCACGCCUGGGGUGCCCCGGCCUACGGAAACGCUUACGGAUACGCUGCCGCUCCCCUCGCCGGUGCUUGGGCCGCCCCUGCCCUCGCCUACGGAGGACAUUACGCCCACGGCGCUCCCCUCGGUCACGACGGACGCGUCGUCGACACCCCUGAGGUAGCUCACGCCAAGGCCGCCCACCUCGCCGCUCACGCUCAAGAAGCCGCCAAGACCGUCAGCCACGGAUACGGAGUCCACGGAUGGGCCGCCCCUGUUGGUCUCGCCUACGCCGCCCCUGCUGUCUACGGACACGGAUACGGACAUGGACACGCCGCCCCCAUCGGACACGACGGCCGCGUCGUCGACACCCCCGAGGUCGCUCACGCCAAGGCAGCGCAUUUCGCCGCUCACGCCGAGGCCAACUCCCGUGCUCAUUACUGGUAAAUUACAACUGGAUGAAGAUAAUUGAUCUUUUACUGCAUACCUCGCCGACCACCGUCUUGCCUCUGGGCAACCCCCUUUUUAUACAUAGGAUAUUGGAAAACAAUGUGACACGCAUCGGGCUUUUCCGACGUGCCCGCUAAAAUAGAAAAGCUUAUUUUUUAUCAAAAACAAAAAACCAACAAAAAAAAAAAAAAAACAAACAAAAGCCGCAAAAUUACAUACAAAAACAAAACAAUACACCCAACGCUUUUGGUAUACAGACUGAACGAUGUCUUUUUUACACAUACUUAUGCCUAUUUUACCGAAUGAUACCUUCCGUUUCAUACGAUAUGUGGAAUUGAUGUAACUCAUUUCUAUUAUUACUGUUGAUUCUGUAUAACGAUGUUUUAUUGAAAAUCAUAUAAUCAUUAAAGAGCAAUAUGUUUUAAAACAU
Molecule: messenger RNA, 3158 nt
Organism: Diprion similis
Lineage: Eukaryota; Metazoa; Arthropoda; Insecta; Hymenoptera; Diprionidae
Exons: 15
Coding region: 68-2725 (885 amino acids)
Source: RefSeq, a predicted model, not a curated record